AUGAAGAUGAAGAAGCGUGUCCUGUGCGUCUACGAUGGCGCUCGACGGCUGUGGAAGGACGACAUGAUGCUCGACUCGGAGUUUGAGGUGCGCAUGAAGCUGCCCGACGGCAAGAGCUACGUGACGGACCUCGAUGUGCAGACGAUGAAGCGCGCCGAGGCGCUCCACGGCGCCACGCCUGAGGAAAAGGGACACUGGGUCCCGGACAACAUGAGAGGCAUGGGCGAAUAUGUGUUUUGA
Ascochyta rabiei is the source of this 240-nucleotide messenger RNA. RefSeq lists its product as uncharacterized. The transcript has a single exon. The record is from RefSeq and is a predicted model, not a curated record. Bases 1 to 240 code for a protein of 79 amino acids. Lineage: Eukaryota; Fungi; Ascomycota; Dothideomycetes; Pleosporales; Didymellaceae.